This is a messenger RNA of Cyprinodon tularosa, 1415 nucleotides long. It is a transcript of the gene npffr2a, whose product is annotated as neuropeptide FF receptor 2a. Gene Ontology annotation, molecular function: opioid receptor binding; peptide binding; neuropeptide receptor activity. Lineage: Eukaryota; Metazoa; Chordata; Actinopteri; Cyprinodontiformes; Cyprinodontidae. Gene Ontology annotation, biological process: G protein-coupled receptor signaling pathway; regulation of adenylate cyclase activity; regulation of MAPK cascade. The record is from RefSeq and is a predicted model, not a curated record. The coding region runs from base 6 to 1286 and encodes 426 amino acids. Gene Ontology annotation, cellular component: membrane. The transcript has 3 exons.
UUAAAAUGAAUGAAGGACAAGUAAACAACUCCACUCAUCUGUACGACAACUGGACAUUUUAUAACUCUUCCGUGGAGUACAUCACACCCAGGAAGAACAUCACAUAUGUUGGCUAUUACCUACACCAGCCGUCCACUGCAGCCAUCUUCAUCGUGUCCUACCUGCUUAUCUUUGUGGUGUGCAUGGUGGGAAAUGGUGUGGUGUGCUUCAUCGUGCUGAAAAGCAGAAAUAUGAGGACAGUGACAAACCUGUUCAUCCUGAACCUCGCUGUGAGUGACCUGCUGGUGGGAAUUUUCUGCAUGCCCACAACUCUUCUUGACAACAUAAUUACAGGAUGGCCUUUUGGAAGCCUGGUCUGUAAAAUGAGUGGCAUGGUUCAAGGGAUUUCAGUUUCAGCCUCCGUCUUCACUCUGGUUGCCAUUGCAGUUGAUCGGUUCAGAUGCAUUGUCUACCCAUUCAAGCAAAAGCUCACCAUAUCCACAGCAUCAUUGAUCAUUGUCGUUAUCUGGGUCCUGGCGAUAUCUAUCAUGUGUCCCUCUGGUGUGAUGCUGCAGGUGACCAAGGAGCACACUGUUCGAGUCUUAUUGGGUUACGACAACAAGACCAGCCCCUUUUACUGGUGCAGAGAGAACUGGCCUAACCAGGAAAUGAGGAAAAUUUACACCACUGUCCUGUUUGCAAACAUCUACCUUGCCCCUCUUUCCCUCAUUGUGAUCAUGUAUGCUCGGAUUGGAAUUACACUCUUCAAAACAGCUGUUCCCACUGGAGGAAAGCCAGGCCAGGACAACCGCCACAAUGUGUCAAAGAAGAAGCAAAGGGUGAUAAAAAUGCUUCUCAUCGUUGCUUUGCUUUUCAUUCUUUCAUGGCUGCCUCUAUGGACUCUCAUGAUGUUGAGUGAUUACGCCAGGCUGACGGAGCAGCAGUACAGGAUUAUCAACAUCUACAUCUACCCCUUUGCACACUGGUUGGCUUUCUUCAACAGCAGUGUCAACCCAAUAAUCUAUGGGUUCUUCAAUGAGAAUUUCCGUCGAGGUUUCCAAGCUGUGUUUAAGUUCAGCCUGUGUGCAGCAGAUGGACAGAGGCGGAAAAGCUACUCACACAGAUUGCAGGGGAACUCUGUGCUCCCAGCUAAUAAUGUACAGACAUCACUGGAGCCCAUUUCCUUAAACAGCAUGGAUAGGAACGCUUCCAGGCGAGUCAAUCAUGUCCCUGAACGGGAACUAGUGAUGGAGGACCUGGAAAAGGGAUCAUGCAGUAGUGGAGGUGUGACUGCUGUGUCAAUCUGAUAACAGAUGUUUUCUUCAUUUAUUAUAAGGAUGUCGAAAUUUAAAUCUGCCGUGCCUAAGUAAAGUACCACAACUAAUUGAAUGAGUUUCAGAUAUUGUUCCCAAUUAUGACAUUUUUUAGUACGGACU